AUGAGAAUGGACUCUUAUGGUCCAUCGAUACUGGCAAUAACGAUCAUUUUCCUCAUUCUCGGCGUUUUUGUUGUCUCACUCCGUUACUAUACUCGAGUAGUUAUUCGAAAUACCAUUGGUCAUGAUGAUUUUCUCAUCCUCUUGUCUCUCGGCCUUUAUAUCGUGAUGGCAUCAUUACUCUUCGUUGGCGUUCAACGAGGUAUUGGUCAGCACAAAAAGGGAAUGAAGACUGAUGACAUUGUUGAAAGCUCGAAGUACGUCUGGCUCACGGUCUUAAUUUACAUAAGUGCUGUUACGGCGAUUAAAGCUUCCUAUGCCACAUGUCUCCUCCGUCUCACUGAGGCCAGUCCUUGCGCAUACGCUCUUUGGGCUGGACUAUCAAUUAAUGUUAUCCUAUGCUUCAUAGCAAGCUUUUACCUGAUUUUCAAUUGUCAGCCAAUUUCAUACGCUUGGAAGCAGGGCGACUCAAGCGUGGAUGGAUAUUGUAAUUACGACUCAGCAGAUGCUCUAGGCUAUGCAUGGGCCGGACUAUCUAUAGCGCUAUAUCUUCUUUUUACCCUCGUUCCGGUCGCGUUAGUUUGGAAUAUGCAAAUGCACAUAAAAACGAAGACGUUCGUUGUCACUGUCCUGGGAUUGGGAUUAUUCGCUGGUGUCGCUUGUGCUGUACGAAUCGGAGUGUUUGCUGUGGACUUGGAUUAUGCAGAUCCUCUUUAUUCAAUAUCUCCAAUGCUUAUUUGGUCCGUAGUUGAAGCUGGCUUGGGAAUUGUUGCAAGCUGCAUCGCAACAUUACGACCUCUCCUUCGACACUACAACAUUCAAGGCCUAGAGGAGAUUGAACUCGAAGGCGAUGUCGGACAUGGUGAGGGUGGACGAGGACACGGUCAACGGGCAUACAAAAUGUCAACAGUAUCCCAAAUCCUUAACAAAUUCACAGGUCAUGGUGCACAUACCGUGACCGUCAUUCACCAAGGAAGUGAAGCUACGAUCCCCGCGAAUGGUCAAAUCAAGGAGAGAAGGACAUACAACAUCUCUACUCUUCAGAGAAGUUCGGUGGACAUGCAACACGAACGUCAAAUGCAAGGCGUUGCUGGCAAAGUUCCCGAGCCAGACGAUGUGAACACCGGGGGUUGGUUUCCAGACGAAACUCAAGCUUUCAAUAUGUUCAUCUCAAAAUCCCUCAUCUUCACACUCGCAAGUUCUCAGGCUCUCGCGUCCAGACUAUUUGUGGCUUCAUAUGCAGGAACUGUUACCACAUUGUCACUCGAUGAAGAUGCAAAUGGUGCAUAUUCAUUCGAAGUCAUUGCGACAUCUACGGCAUGCGCGGCCAAUUCCUCGUGGAUCACUUUAGAUUCUUCACGAGAUAUUUUGUUUUGCGCGGAUAGAGGGCUGACUGCAAGUAAUGGGACUCUCAAUUCGUUGAAGAUUCAGGACGACGGUUCUUUGGUGGCAUUGGAUAGAGUUGAGACACCGGUUGGGGCAGCGGCUACAGUAUUGUAUGCGAAUAAUACUGCUUUGGCUUUAGCUUAUUAUUCCUCAAGCAGCGUAGGAACUUUGGAUGUCACCUCCGCAACUAACAUACUCCCUCUCCAAACCUUCACCUAUAACCUUACUACUCCCGGCGCGGAUCCCCAAUACGAAACCGCACCGCAUCCACACGAAGCAAUUACUGAUCCAACAGAAUCAUUUGUCCUCGUCCCAGACUUGGGUGCUGAUCUCGUAAGAAUAUAUCGAAUCGAUCAAGAUACUAAGUUGUUAGAACCACUCGAACCAUUGAAAACUCCCGUCGGAAGUGGACCGAGACAUGCAAAUUGGCUUGUUUCGGAAACGGGAAUCACAUACUUCUAUUUGGUCAGUCAGUUGACUAACAGACUUACGGCAUAUGAGGUUACAUAUGAAAGUGACAACACUUUGAGUUUUGAAGUGAAGUUUGAGAGGAGUCUUUUGGAGACGACUACCCCAGGCGAAGAAUUGCAGUUUUAUAGUGCCGCAUCAGGGAUCCAAAUUACACCCGAUCAUAACUACCUCCUCAUCUCUCAACGCAACGAUACACACUUUAGUAUCCCCGAUCCUUCUUCCCCGUCAGCCACAAAUAUCAUUCCCUCCGAUUCUCUCUUAACGUAUUCCCUAAAUCACUCAAAUGGUAAUUUCUCACUCGUCUCAAUUGAUGCUGCUGGAGGUAGUUUCCCAAGACAGUUCUCUAUCAACAAAGCUGGGGACUUGGUGGCUGUGGGAUUGCAAAACGAUGGAAGAGUAGCGUUGUUGAAGAGGAAUGUGGAUGGAGGAGAUUUGGAGAUUGUCGCCGGAAUUGAUAUAGAGGGACAGGUUGUUUGUAUUGUUUGGGACGAGUAG
Messenger RNA from Botrytis fragariae, 2349 nucleotides. Its product is annotated as putative extracellular aldonolactonase protein. The record is from RefSeq and is a predicted model, not a curated record. Lineage: Eukaryota; Fungi; Ascomycota; Leotiomycetes; Helotiales; Sclerotiniaceae. The transcript is spliced from 8 exons. Gene Ontology annotation, molecular function: 6-phosphogluconolactonase activity; protein binding. Bases 1 to 2349 code for a protein of 782 amino acids.